AAGAGGCAUAGGAAGUGAACAGCCUGCUGAACGAGGCCGUCACGAGCCUCUUCGAGGACAUGGACCAGGUGGACAGCGUGAUCAAGGGCAGAAGACCUUCGGAGAGAUCCAGAUCGAGGGGAUGCUUGAGAAGGUGCGAGAGAAGAUGGGCAGGUCAGACGCGUACAUGCGACUCUUAGUCACCAUCUGCUUCAAGAUAGAUCUUUGUCUCCUUCAAGAUCGAGAUCUCCGUUAUCAACCUCCUGCUCGGCAAGGCUCUCCCCACUGGGGUCAGGAGGCUACACAAACUCAGGGAAUCAAGCUGAGGGAUCCUCUCUACUCUUGGUGACCCUACCGCUCUACUCUCACAUCAUUUUCAGCGAUCCUGUCUGUUGCAAUGGCAACUGUGAUACGAUGUGCCUCAUGGCUGCGAGUGCCGCGGUCAUGAUGAGAUGAUAGUGACGGGUGUUCCUUCGUCUCCAAGUACGGGCUCAACGGAACCAUCAAGGUGCAAGACUCCAUCACUGGAGCAGAAGAGCUGCUGAACAAGAUCAGGCUAAUGUCGCAACGCUCUCGGUGCGAUGACCGGCUGGCAGGUCAAAUUCUGCAGCACCUUCCCCGAUCCCUUCACCUACUCCUUCGAGCCCCUGUACUCCCCCAACAACUUGAAGCAGAUCCAGCUGGCCGGGGAGCCAUGCGAGCAGACGAGCGCUCGGAGAGCUGUCAAGCAGAAGGCGGCAGAGCAUCAGCAAUCUGUGCGGUAAAGGCUGCGAGGAAAGAGGAAGCAUGAUGAUGAUGUUGUUGUUGAUGAUGAUGAUGGAGAGCAGAAGUGAUCCUGAGGGCAUGGAGAAAGUUGACAAGA
Molecule: messenger RNA, 841 nt
Organism: Guillardia theta CCMP2712
Lineage: Eukaryota; Cryptophyceae; Pyrenomonadales; Geminigeraceae
Exons: 1
Coding region: 561-743 (60 amino acids)
Source: RefSeq, a predicted model, not a curated record